CUUUGUCACUCGCAAUCUAUUUUCGUUUUAUCUUAUUCAACAUUACCAAGUCUAAAGUGCGACCCUGAUAUGUAAACACCGUCAUCUGAUUCCGAAAAGCAGCUGACCUUCCUUUUCCUGUGAUUCUCUUCUCUGAAAGGAUGGCCGACGAACAAGCUCAAGAAGUGAAGAAGAAGCGGACCUUCCGCAAGUUCACCUACCGCGGGGUGGACCUCGACCAACUGUUGGACAUGAACCAUGAACAACUCAUGGAACUGUUCCCUUGCCGUAUUCGCCGUAAGUUCAGCCGCGGACUCAAGCGCAAGCCGAUGACGCUCAUCAAGAAGCUCCGCAAGAAGAAGAAGGAAUGCGAGCCUAACGAGAAACCCGACGUUGUCAAGACCCACUUGCGUGACAUGAUCAUCGUCCCCGAGAUGACCGGAUCCAUCGUGGGCGUAUACAAUGGCAAGACCUUCAACCAGGUUGAGAUCAAGCCCGAGAUGGUGGGCCACUAUUUGGGCGAGUUCUCCAUUACCUACAAGCCCGUCAAGCACGGUCGGCCGGGUAUUGGUGCCACUCACUCCUCUCGAUUCAUCCCAUUGAAGUAGAUGGCGGCCGUGGCUGUCCUGCUCUGUUCGGGUGGAGAGAGAUGCCCAUUUGAUCUGGAGCAAACACACACCCCUCACACGUCAACAUCUUGUCUGUAUAUGUUGGAUUGAAACGGGAGGCAAAUAUACGUUGCGAUCAUCGUUUCA
Messenger RNA from Tigriopus californicus, 734 nucleotides. It is a transcript of the gene RpS15, whose product is annotated as small ribosomal subunit protein uS19-like. The transcript is spliced from 2 exons. The coding region runs from base 141 to 587 and encodes 148 amino acids. The record is from RefSeq and is a predicted model, not a curated record. Gene Ontology annotation, biological process: translation; ribosomal small subunit assembly. Gene Ontology annotation, cellular component: cytosolic small ribosomal subunit; ribosome. NCBI's taxonomy places the organism in Eukaryota, Metazoa, Arthropoda, Copepoda, Harpacticoida, Harpacticidae. Gene Ontology annotation, molecular function: structural constituent of ribosome; RNA binding.